Molecule: messenger RNA, 2525 nt
Organism: Polypterus senegalus (gray bichir)
Lineage: Eukaryota; Metazoa; Chordata; Cladistia; Polypteriformes; Polypteridae
Product: transmembrane protein 214-B-like
Exons: 5
Coding region: 105-623 (172 amino acids)
Source: RefSeq, a predicted model, not a curated record
UGCUGGUAGGACUGGUGUUUGCUGUUGGCUUUGUAAUACAUGACAUCAGAGCUCAAGGGUCAUUUAAUGGUUCAUCAGUUGCACAAGUUCUUCAGCAGUCUGGAAUGAUGUCCUUUUCUCAACAGGCAUACAAUAAAAUAUCUGUUUAUUCAAACAAAGGAUACAGUUGGCUGGAAACAAAUGCUCCCUAUUACUACUCAGAAAUGGUUAAAACAUUUGGGCCUACUCUAGAAAUGGCUUGGGAGAAGACGAUUGUUACAUCAGCAUACAUCACAGAAAUGUGUGCAGGCCAGAUUGCUUGGAUCAAAGAAAAUGCUCCUAAAUUAAUAGAAUUGCUCAGUGCAAGCAUUCCAGAAUGUGUGGUGAACUUUAUUGAAUAUUUGAAAGUAUUACUUCUGUUCAUACACCAAAACUACCUGCGGCCACUUAUGACAUAUGCUGUAACUUUGAUGGAUGAAAGCUGGCAGACAUUUGUUAAGUCCUGCAAUGGAGAAGUUUCCUGGCUGUGUGUCCAGAAUCAUUUAAUAAACUUUACUGAUUCAAGCUGGAGUUACCUGCAGAACAGAAGCAUUGCUGUGAAAAACUGGGCACUUGACUUGAUCUCCAGACAUUCAAGUGCUUAAGACACUGAAAAAGGACAAUACCAACUCUGCUGCAUUUUGUAAAGAUUCAGAGAAAUUUUCUUAAAAGGGGAGCGAGUGCUUUAAUUCCUUUGAAAUUCCACAUAAUAUUUUAUAAUCUAAGACCACUUUUCUACUUUACAGUUCUUACAGGUGUUUUUUUUUCUUUUUCAUUUUCUUGUUUAAAAGUAUUACAAUAUGAAAAUGCAAAAAUCAGUGUUCUGUUUUAAGCAAUUGCCAAAGCAGGUAUCAUGAGUGAUUCAUUAUUGCCAUCUGCUAAUGGCAGUAAAGAAAAAAAAAAAAAACUAAACUAAAAAAAUAUUGCACUACAACUAUCCAGCUUUUCUGGCUGGGUGUUGAACUGAUCAUUCCUCACUAAUGGCCUCAUUUUAUUAUUUUGAGACUACUGUAUAUGAAACUAAACACAGUCAAGUAGAUUUAGAAGUCAGAGAGAAAAAAACUCACUUCUAAGAAGUCAAAUCAAUAUAGUUAUGGAAUUUAUAUAACAGAAAUCAUUUAAAACAAGUAGGGGGGAAGCAGGAUUAUGUAGUAUAUAAUGUAAUAAAAGAGCUAUUUAAACUAACUGGGACAAGACUAAAUAGAAAACUGUGAAGCUUGUUCUUAAAGCGUUUUAACUAAAUUAAUGUAGCACUGAAACUUGGAAUGUAGAAGUUUUUUUGGUAAGGCAAGAAAUGCUGUUGACCCUGAGAUAGCUAUUUUCAGCAGUUUGCCUUGGCUGAUAUUGCUGAUGGUCAGAACUCGUGUCUUGUGUUCCUGUAUAGAGAAAUGUAAUUGAAUUCAGUGAUCUGAGGUCUAUUGCUACACUGGCUUGUUUCGCUUGCUUUCUCUGAGACUCCGGUAUUGUCUUGAAGAUAGCUAACAAAAUAACUUGUAAGUGGCAAUAAGGACAAGAACAUUAAGGACAUUACAUUUUGGAAGCUAGAAGCAAGCGUGUUGUGCAUUUUCAUGCAGGGUUGCUUGAUGCCUUUAUGCCCAGAUUUCCCAUAUGUAGGCCACUGAAGGCAGGCAGUGUGUUGGUACCUCAAUCUGUACUUGUCUUUGCUUAUUUUCCAGCAUGCGUCAUACAAUAGAUUCAGGAUUUGCACAGGAGUUAUUUCAGCAAUUUAAAAUAACUCUGACUGAGUUCAUCUGUAGUCCUAGGUUAUUCUUCAAUAUGAAGAAAUCCAAAUGGUAUAUCAAAAACAAUUGUGGAACUCGGAUGUUGAAAAGUCAAAAGUGUGUGUGUAUCUGAAAAAAAGUGUCUUGCUCAGGUUUGAACUCUUGUCCAGUGUAUGUUUGUCAUUUUUAGGAGGUUCAUUCUGGAUUUGGGUUGAAUGAUCAUUUAGUACAGUUGUUUUUAACACCUCACCACAUAUUUUUUAUUUAAUCUCUUACUGUGUACAUAUACUGUAUUUUGAAUUACUGGUUGUAUUGCUGCUUCAGACCAUCACCAGGUUGCCAAGGUAGAUAUAGAUUGUAAAUAUUUAACUUACACUAAAAAAUGUAUGUUGAAACCAUCCAGUGAUUUUCAACAUUUGUUGAAUGAAUUUUAAAGUUGACAGCAUAACACAACCAACCCCUUCUCUAUACAUGGUGAAAAUAUUCAGAAAAUCUCAAACUCAGAAUUGCCCCACAUGAUGCGAUGAUCUCAUUUUCUUUGUCUGUGUAUGGCUGAUAUUUCAAAGAUGUACAUCUACUUUGUGUGAAGGUUUUAAAGAAAUGUGUGUUGCCGCCUUGGAUCCUGAUUCUGUCCAUAUGUGUGUUUGUUUUUAUUAAAAUAAAUAAAUAGACAUAUGAGUUAUGUGAUUGUGCAUUCCACACAAAUCUGAACAUAGGCUGUAAACUAGAGAGCCUCCGUUAGCUUUGUUUUAACUUGGAAUAAAAUUUUUCCCUUGUGUGCUUGAA